Molecule: messenger RNA, 913 nt
Organism: Onychostoma macrolepis
Lineage: Eukaryota; Metazoa; Chordata; Actinopteri; Cypriniformes; Cyprinidae
Exons: 2
Coding region: 251-913 (220 amino acids)
Source: RefSeq, a predicted model, not a curated record
UUGAGACACCGGCAGCAGCCCAAAUGAAUGAACUGCAGUGCGCUCAGAAAACAAAAAAGAUGCGCAUUUGUACAGCGAUUUCUUCUGAGGAAAGGCGAGAGAGAGAGAGAGAGAGAGAGAGAGAGAGUUGCUCGAGCAGGGAACGUGUUCAGCCUUCACUUCACCUCCCACAUGUAACGUGGCAGCCAGCGAUGGCAAAGCUCCUCAACAAGUGAAGCGUGCUGUCUUCAGUUCCCUGAACGAUCGCGCCAUGGUUGCGGUGAGCGCGGAGAGCCCCGUGGAUCAGUACCGGACGCUGGCGUACGACACCGCGCUCAGUACUUUACUCGCUGUGCUGGUGUAUGUGGUGGUGAAGGUGAGUCUGGACGGGAUCCGCCAGUGGCGGGCUCGGAUCUCGGUUCUGAUCGUGGGCUCGGGUCCGAUCGGUCUGACCGCGGCUCUGGUCGCUGUCCGCUCCGGUAAAGUGCUGAAACUGACUCUCCUGGAUGAGCGCUACCGGAGCGCGCUGCUCUGCAGACCGCAGCAGAUCGCGCUGGACCCCCGCAGCGUCCGCUUCCUCCUGGACCUGGGGGUGGAUUUUGACAACAUGGAAGGCUGCUGGCACAACGAGCACUUCUUCACCAAAAUCGGAGUGUUUCAGGAGUAUUUGCUGAGCAUCCUGGAGCAGAAGAAGCAAAAGGUUGACGUGAAAGUCCGUUUGGGUACAAAGUUUAGCGAGGAGUACCUGAGGAAGAUGCUGAGGGGUGAAUGGCCGCGGGUGAUUGUGGUUGCUGACGGUUCGUGUGGAGACUCCUGCUCGGUGCUGGGAAUCAGCGCUGAUUACAUCGUAGAAUCAUGUCGCGCUUACGGAGCCAAUGCUACUAUAGAAAGACUGGACCAGAGACAGGUGAGAUGCUUUUCAGAAAACCCAUGA